AAGUUUUGAGGACAACCAGAUCACUGGUGUGAUUCCAUCUGGAAUCGGCAAUCUGAGAAAUCUGAAAGAAUUGUUUUUGGGUAAAAAUCUGCUCAACGGCUCCAUUCCUGCUACGCUCAGCUUGUUAACAGGAUUAAAAUCGUUGUGGCUGGAUAGCAAUCAGCUCGACGGCUCCAUUCCUGCUACCAUCACCUUGCUAACAAAAUUGCGCUACUU
Closterium sp. Yama58-4 is the source of this 216-nucleotide messenger RNA. The record is from the annotation of a GenBank genome assembly. Lineage: Eukaryota; Viridiplantae; Streptophyta; Zygnematophyceae; Desmidiales; Closteriaceae.